AUGAUCUGGCUGACGAUCAUCGCUCGUGUUGCUGAUGGACUGCCUCUGGCCGCCUCGAUGCAGGAAGACGAGCAGUCGGGGAGGAAUCUACAGCAAUAUCAGCUUCAGGCAAAGCAACUUGUCCACAAACUGAAUGAGCUCUCGCCGGCUCGCUGCUCCCUGGAGGCCGGAGAUUACACCUUCCAUUGCCUGACAGCGGGGGGGAUCUGUUACCUGACGCUGUGCGAGGCCAGGUUCAGCCACAGGAACGCCUUCUCCUUCCUGGCCGGGCUGGAGGCCGAGUUCAGCGAACUGCACCUGCGGAAGGUUCCGGCUGUCACCCGGCCCUACGUCUUCAUCGAAUUCGACACGUAUAUCCAGAAGCUGAAGAAGACCUACAGUGACUCCUGGUCCCGACGCAGUCUGGUGGUGAUGCCUGAUCUGGAGAGUGUCCUGGUCACCACCCUCGAGGAGGUCCUUCAGCGAGGAGAGGGCCUGUCAGAGCUGAACACAAAAAACAGAAAACACAUGUCCGUCCAGUCGGGGAAGCCCCAGCUCAGCCUCCGUUGCCCAGACCUCCACGCCACAGAGCCCCUCCCCCGAGACCCCCAUUCUCCUACUCCGCGGAGGAUCUACACCAAAGCUGCCGUCUCCGGCUUGUGUCUCAUCACUGCUCUCCUGUGUUUCUGGUGGUUGUGACCCUGACACAGGCCACAUCCUGCCAGGAACCCAAUUCUAAUGUCACCCCCCACACCCCCCCACCAUUGCCCUUCCCCUCCU
Molecule: messenger RNA, 759 nt
Organism: Callorhinchus milii (elephant shark)
Lineage: Eukaryota; Metazoa; Chordata; Chondrichthyes; Chimaeriformes; Callorhinchidae
Product: vesicle-trafficking protein SEC22b-like
Exons: 5
Coding region: 1-678 (225 amino acids)
Biological process (GO): retrograde vesicle-mediated transport, Golgi to endoplasmic reticulum; vesicle fusion with Golgi apparatus; endoplasmic reticulum to Golgi vesicle-mediated transport
Cellular component (GO): Golgi membrane; SNARE complex; endoplasmic reticulum-Golgi intermediate compartment
Molecular function (GO): SNAP receptor activity
Source: RefSeq, a predicted model, not a curated record